Molecule: messenger RNA, 3143 nt
Organism: Zea mays
Lineage: Eukaryota; Viridiplantae; Streptophyta; Magnoliopsida; Poales; Poaceae
Product: probable histidine kinase 2
Exons: 4
Coding region: 581-2788 (735 amino acids)
Biological process (GO): phosphorelay signal transduction system; phosphorylation
Molecular function (GO): phosphorelay sensor kinase activity
Source: RefSeq, a predicted model, not a curated record
GGAGACGACCUUGACCUUGUUAAUGAUUUUAGCCGGCUUUCGAAUUUGCAACCCUCCUCACCCCGUUUCCAAAAGUCCGCACCUGAACACAUCGGUGGCAAAGCAUGGUAACGCUAGGCCGGCCAGGCCAGCCGCCGACGCCACAAACUCGGCGAAGACGACGACGACGGCUCCAGCGUGGUCUGCCGAUGCGGUGCGCGCGGACGACAUACUCACGUACCACCAGGCCACGCCGUCUGCCGAGAGCGACAGGGAGGACGCCCACCCAAGUGGGGGAAGGUGGCAGCACAGCACAGCGCUGAUCUCUCGCCCUCAUACCAAAAAAUACACGGGGAACUGUUUGUUCAUUGGCUGUUGUUACUUUGGUCUAUGCAUUUGCGCUUCAGACAGUAGAAAGGAAACUAAUCUUGCACUAAAGGAAAUCACAAGGAAGGAAACCAAUCAAUCAUAAUUUUUCCAAUAACCUUUCGAUCCAUGAUAAAUGCUGAUACGAUACACAUGUGUAUUAACAGUAACAUAUGCACGCAUGUUUCCUGCCUGACACUGUCAUCGUCCUCCGCAGCCACUACUCCGCUCCCCGAUGCAGGGCCACAUGCUCCAGGCGUUGUGCAUCCCCGCCGUGAUUGUCUUUGCGAGCGCCCUGGUGCUGGUGGCCGCGGUGUUGUGCGCCGUCGCGGUGCGGGCGCUGCGGCGGGCGGCGGCGCGGGAGAUGGCGCUGAACGUCGACCUGGCCCGGCAGAAGGAGGCGCUGCGGCAGGCAGAGCGCAAGAGCAUGAAUAAGAGCAAUGCCUUUGCCAGCGCUAGCCACGACAUCCGGUCCGCGCUGUCCGCCAUCGCCGGGCUCGUGGACAUGUCCCGUCAGGAGGCGCAGUCGCUCCCCGCCGUCAUGGAAAACCUCGAUCAGAUGGGUGUCUGCACCAACAAGUUGUUCGAUAUCCUGAACUCAAUUCUAGACACAAGCAAGGUGGAGUCGGGGAAGAUGCAGCUAGAGGAAGCCGAGUUCAGCAUGGCAGACGUCCUGCAGGAGUCGGUGGACAUGGCCUACGUGACAGGCGUCCGGCGGGGAGUCGAGGUGGUCUGGGACCCCUGCGACUUCUCAGUCCUGAGAUGCGCGGCUGUCCUCGGGGACAGCAAGCGCCUCAAGCAGAUCCUAGACAACCUACUCGGCAACGCCCUCAAGUUCACCGAUGAAGGUCACGUCGUCCUUCGGAGCUGGGCGACCCGACCGAUCACCGGGAGCAAUGUCAGAGCUCCGUCAAGGUUUGUGCACCCACGGCACGGCGGCGGCGGCUUCUUGGGAUGCUUGUUCAGGGCAAGGAAGCGUCCUGGUGACCAGGAUCAUGUGCAGAAUGACCCCAAUUUGGUUGAGUUUUACUUUGAAGUGGUCGACACUGGCAUUGGGAUCCCCCAGGAGAAGAAGAUGUCCGUGUUCGAGAACUAUGUUCAGGUGAACAAUGGCCAAGGCGGCACGGGCUUGGGGCUCGGAAUCGUGCAAUCCUUUGUACGUCUGAUGGGAGGAGAGAUUAGCAUCAAGGACAAAGAGCCCGGAGAAAGGGGAACAUGCUUCGCGUUCAACGUGCUCCUGAGGAUAAGCGAGGUGCAACAGCCUCAAGACAUAGAAGAAGGACCGUCGGUUCCAUUAGGCACCCUGAACCGCUCCAUUUCCAUAGCCUCAGCGUUUCAAGAAGCCAGCAACUUCAAGGGCGUGCACUGCGUUCUCUACGUUCAUGGGUAUGAAACCAGGAGGAUCCUGCAGACGUGGAUGGAGAGCAUCGAGGUCAAGGUCUGGCUGGUUCCGCAAGCCGAGUUCAUCGGUUCCACCUUGGAGAAGGUGCAGAGCAAUAGCACGGCCACCGCUACCGCGGAAUGCGGCAGCGCCGACCGGUGCUUCAGCUCCAAGGAGAUGGUGAACCUGUUGAGGAACAACUCUAGUCCUAGGAGAGCCAUCCUCGGGGGGAUUCCUUCCGGUAUCCUUGUUGUCAUCGACGUGUCCGGUGGUGAAACGGAAGAAAUUUGCCAGGAGAUGGCCAAGCUUUCCAGGAUCAAGCAUCAAGCCCCAUGCAAAGUUGUUCUGCUCGAGGAUAUCAAGACCCCUUCCAAUGAUCUGAGGAGGCUCAAGGACAUGGGCUGCGAUCUCGUUUUGCGAAAGCCAGUGCACGGGUCUCGCCAGUUCACUCUCCUUAUGACCCUGAGAGACCUCCAAGUUUUAGAUGCACAGGCACAGUCUUCCCAUGUUGGCCCUGAGAUUGCUGGGAACAGCCAGCAACAAGAUUUGCCGGAUGUUGUUGUUCCUUGCGUGGAAGACACUGUUGCAUCAACUGAAGCUUCAUGCUUGGCUCAGAAGCCUGGAGAUGAUAAGCCGCUAGCCGGGAUGCGAAUCUUGCUGGCUGAAGACAAUCUAGUGCUGCAAUCAAUCCAAAGGAAAAUCAUGAACCAGCUUGGAGCAUUUGUCACAGUAGCUCAAAAUGGAACUAUGGCUGUGAACUUGCUCAGAGAAGCUCUUGAGCAAGCCAAUGCUUCAGAAGAGGAUAUAGUGUCCUUGCCCUACCAUGUCAUCUUCAUGGAUUGCCAGAUGCCCGGUAUGGAUGGCUAUGAAGCGACGAAACUCAUCCGCGAGGAAGAACAACGCUACGGAAUUCAUGCUCCGAUCAUCGCUUUGACCGCGCACGACAUGGAGGAGGAUCUGCAGAAGGCCAUCGAUGCUGGGAUGGAUCUUCACCUGGCAAAACCAAUAUCGCGGAAGAAGAUAGUGGACGCUGUUCGCAGUUUCUGCAAAUGUGAGAAUUGACAAAGCGUUUCUGCGUCGGGUGAAGAACUCUCAGGAAACCAGUGGUUUCAUUGACUAGGAUGGCGAUGAUCAGAGCUCACAACAUCCAUCUGGUCAUUAUAUAGUUAGCUCUGGUUCAGGAAGCUCUCUUGUUUUCUGUUGUCUGUGGCCUGCGGGGCUGUCACUUUGGCCUGCACUGAAGUGUAUCAGAUAUCUGUUUUAUAUAAACAUCUCUUCAAGUUUCUGGUCUCGUAUGUAUUUGCGCUUCAGGAAAUGCUGGCCAGUUGAUCUGAGUGCCUACAUUCUUAUGAUAAUAUAUGCUCUGGUAUUAUCUACAGUUCAGUACUUCGGCACUUGAAAAUGACGCCGAUUGAUC